AUGAGGGAGAAUACUUAUUCACUCUCUGCCACCGAGAGUAAUCAGUCGAUAGACGAUUUUCCGCUACCUCCAGGCACCCCCCUCCAUGCUUCAUUCGACGACGUACAUGCCAAAGUUUCGGUACCAGAGUUCAACAGAUCCUUCCGCUUCCCCAGCAGCAGCACAAUCUCAAGUAUUGCCAAUUCCAGCAAACUCGAUGACCCUGAGAGCGUGCUUAAACGAUUGCGCCAUGAAUCUAACGUCCUUGCUGCGCGUCUUGCUCAAAAAUUUACCGAACUUGAUCCAGCAGGUUGCGAUAGCCACUACGCUCACAGCUCUGAGCAGGAAAAGAAGAGUGACUCAGAAGCACUCUGUAUGAACCAAGUCCGCCCUCAGACAAGUAAUGGCGCAGUGUUGCUGCCCCGAUUUCCAUUUGGUGAAUUUGGCGAAUGGGAUAUAAAUCGAGAAGCAGACGAUACCGAAAGUGAUGGGGAAAACUUGAUUCUACCGCAUGAGCCCCUAUUACCCGAGUAUGCUGGAAUUUCAUAUGCAGAUAUAUCACCAAGGCCCAUUCGGAAAUCUUCGCUCACUGUUUCGAUCCCACCUCACUUUCCUUGUGGCAUAGCUCCUCCAAUCUGCAGCCCGACUUCGAAAGAUUUUACUGUACAGAAUGAAAGAGAUCGUAUUCUACGUGAGACGCGUGAGGCCUCCAGAGCAAUAUCAAAUGCUGGUUUUGACUUUGGGUUUGGCGGAAAUAGAUCGGUCAAUACUGUACCUCUACUAAACCAAGCACCAUCAAACAUUGAUGAGGUCCUUACCAAUAAAUCUAGGAUAGAACCGGCUACAGCAGAUGCUUUGUUAUCACCAAGCAUGAAUUCGGAAGCAAAUUUUGCACCAACACUCGUCCCUGAUGUCGAGAUCGAACCGGCUACUAAAACCACGAUAUUAACAAUACCAUCGAGACUAUCACGUCUGCUUAAUAUACAACCCUACACAAAUGAUUCCAUUCGCUUUGAUCAACCCUGUAGUCCACAGUCUCUUCAGCCAUUUUCUCCUACUCUCUGUGAUUCUGGUACAGCUCUAGAAUUAUCUCCACCCAAAAGUGCGCCACCACGAACACUAUGCUUUGCUGAUGCGCCUGACGCGCUACGUGCUAAUCAAAUCUCCAAUUCCAUGUCUCAAUUCUUACAAAAUUAUUGCCCAAGUCAUGACGAGAAAAUGUCAAAUUGGAGCUUCCUAGAACCGGUAGAGGCACAACCUGAUAUUGACUAUGAUUUAGAUGAACCUUUUACAAGGAAAACGGAACGAAGAAGGCGGCCUAGUUUCUGGGGAAAGAUGAAAAGCUCGCUCUUAAGGAAAAAAAAAAAAAGUCUCUCCGGGCCUAAAGGAUUAUUCUCAUCACUCUGA
Messenger RNA from Blumeria graminis f. sp. triticale, 1386 nucleotides. NCBI's taxonomy places the organism in Eukaryota, Fungi, Ascomycota, Leotiomycetes, Helotiales, Erysiphaceae. The record is from the annotation of a GenBank genome assembly.